This is a messenger RNA of Acanthochromis polyacanthus (spiny chromis), 3857 nucleotides long. RefSeq names its product vertebrate ancient opsin-like. The coding region runs from base 928 to 2145 and encodes 405 amino acids. Gene Ontology annotation, cellular component: photoreceptor outer segment; membrane. Lineage: Eukaryota; Metazoa; Chordata; Actinopteri; Pomacentridae. Gene Ontology annotation, molecular function: G protein-coupled receptor activity. The transcript is spliced from 4 exons. The record is from RefSeq and is a predicted model, not a curated record. Gene Ontology annotation, biological process: G protein-coupled receptor signaling pathway; visual perception.
UUUUACCGAUUUUUAAACCUACAUCUAUCUUUAAAUGACUUUGUUUGACAAUUUUGGUUUUCUUUACAGAUUGCUUUUUUACAGUGUGAAUCUAACAUAAACUAGUGCCACUAUUAUGAUGAUGAUGAUUAUUAUGACCGAACAACUUCAUUCAAGUGAGGUGUUACCAACUGAAGCAAUAAACUGAAGUUGGUCCUACAUCCCUUUAUGCAGUUUAUUAUUAAUUGUCAUUAGUGUGGCAAAAUGUUCUGAGCUCAUAUAUUAAAAAGCCGGUUGUGUAACUGAAUCGUGUAUUUGCUUUAAAGCAGUAGUUAAAUGAAGUGAAUGGAAGUGGAGCUGCUGCUGUUCAGGACCCUGGACAGCGGAGCCUCACCGCUCUGGAGGAGCGGAGCUUCUCUUUUUUUUCCCUCUCUGAUCUGAUCGUCGGAUCGGUGUGACGCUGGAUCUGCUCCCGGCUCUCCUCCUCACCCCCCCGACUCGCUGCUCUCCUCCCCCUCCUCCCCCUUUACGGAACGUCAGCCGCAGCAGAGCGGGAUUUAAACAGGGACGGAGAGGGAAGAGAGUGGAGCGUCUCUGGAAACAGUCACAGUGCGCUUCAUAGACCGCCACACGGUGGAGCAAAGCCUAACCAAACUUUUUUAAAAUCAUUUUUUGAAAAAAACAAACAAAACAUUUUUACCAACAUCCCCCUUCUCCCCCUUCUCUUAAACUGAUCCACAAAGUUUUCCAACAAACAAACUCUUUACUUCCUCACAUUUCUGUUGCUGGCUCCACUUUUUUUUUUUUUUUUUUUUGACGUUUAAAGCAACAAGUGUGCCAGAGACAUCUUGUCCUUUUGUUUCUUUUUUUCUUCCCCAUAUAGAAAAAAAGAAAUGCCAACGACAUAUUAAGCCGCCCGGGGUGGCACCACAGUGACACUGGACUGAAAUGAUCGUGUCCAACGUGAACCUGAGCGGCUGCGCGGAGGUCAACAGCGCUGUGUGCGCCGGAGCCGGGGAAGGGCACCUGGGGGGCGGAUCAUACCGGACCACCCUCACCCCGACGGGGAACCUGGUGGUGGCCGUGUGCCUGGGCUUCAUCGGCACUUUCGGACUUCUGAACAACCUGCUGGUGCUGGUGCUCUUCUGCCGCUACAAGAUGCUGCGGUCUCCCAUCAACCUGCUCCUGGUUAACAUUUCCAUCAGCGACCUGCUGGUGUGCGUACUGGGGACUCCGUUCAGCUUCGCGGCCAGCACGCAGGGAAGGUGGCUCAUCGGGGAAGGAGGAUGCGUGUGGUACGGAUUCGCCAACUCCCUGUUUGGCAUCGUGUCCCUGAUCUCCCUGGCUGUCCUCUCCUAUGAGCGCUACAGCACCAUGAUGGCCCCCACUGAGGCCGAUUCCUCCAACUACCGUAAGAUUUCCAUGGGCAUCACCCUGUCCUGGGUCUACUCCCUCAUCUGGACGGUGCCGCCGCUCUUCGGCUGGAGCCACUACGGCCCAGAGGGUCCCGGUACCACCUGCUCUGUCGACUGGAAGGCCAGGACGGCGAAUAACAUAUCUUACAUCAUCUGCCUGUUUGUCUUCUGCCUCAUCGUGCCGUUCCUGGUGAUCGUGUUCUGCUACGGGAAGCUUCUUUGUGCCAUCAGACAGGUGAGUGGGAUCAAUGCUUCGAUGAGCAGGAAACGUGAGCAGCGUGUGUUAUUCAUGGUGGUGAUUAUGGUGAUCUGCUACCUCUUGUGCUGGCUGCCAUACGGCACCAUGGCCCUGCUGGCCACCUUCGGACCGCCGGGCCUGGUCACACCCGAGGCGAGCAUCAUCCCAUCAGUCCUGGCCAAAACCAGCACGGUCAUCAACCCGGUCAUCUACGUCUUCAUGAAUAAACAGUUUUACAGAUGUUUCCAAGCCCUGCUGCACUGUGAAACUCCUCGACGAGGCUCCAGCUUAAGGAGUUCCUCCAAGGUCGCCACCAAGGCCAUGAGGGGCGCAGCGGCCACCGGUCCUCGGCGUUCCAAUGAUUUCCUAUUUAUGGUAGCCUCACUGGGUCAACCUGCUGGCACGCUGCCCCAGCUGGGCCCCUCCUGUGAACCCACCAUUGAUAUCAGCAAAGCCCCUUCCUCAGAAAACAAACCUGUGGUAGUAUCACUAGUGGCCCACUUUGAUGGCUGAUGAUUGACUGUAACCAUGAAAUCCCACAGCCCCCAGCCAGGGAGUCAUUAAUAAUGAGAGAGGUGGUACUGAGGCUUAAAGAGCAGCAACCUCCCAGUCCAGGUGGAUUUAACGCAGCUCUUGCAUCAGCUCUGCCCUGGCUGGUACAGAUGAUGGACCAGUAACAAAGGGAAACCUUGGACUGCCUCUGAACAAUAUGUGCAAAAAUCUGAGGCUGCGAGCUUACAGAAGCCAGGAGUCUGUGUUUCUCUGCAGAAAAGAAAUAUACAUCUGUCUCACAAAGAAAGGGGAUUGAAAGGAUGUUCUUGUCACAACUUUAUGAGAAGGCACUGCUAUUGUAAUAAAAGAAGAAUUGUAGGGAUCAUUCUUUGUGCAAUACCUAUAGGUCUGGUAGGAUAUUCAUUCACAUACAAUUCCAUAACAGAAAUGUGUUUAGAGUGCAGGAGGAGGGAUGAGAUGUAUUUUUGGAUUGAUUUGUAACUGACAGUGGUUACAGCGUGAGGUUGAAUAACACAAGUUAUUACCCCAAGCAUUUUUAAAUCUUUCUUAGAGUAGAUGAGAUUUUUAAAAAAUGACAAAAAGAGUAGGCAGAGUAAUGAGACUGUACUGGAAAUGAUUUUAAUGUUUCAGCCGUUUUAGCAUUCUUUCACUGUAAGUAAUUCUCUUUUCAGCAAUUCAUCGCUCAUCACUUUGAAGCUGGUUUUCAAUUAAAUGGUUUAAUAAGUGGCUUGUUGUACAUGUAGCAUUGCUAGCAUGCUAGCGGCAUUAAAGUUUUUUCAGGAAUAGACUUUAGAGCCAAUGAAUUAAGUGCAUGUAGGAGAGUCGCUGUAUAGUUUCUCAAUAAAGACUGUGCAUGUGCACUGUGGCAGCAUACUGCAAAUGAGUGUUGACAAAUGAAAUGUCUGAUGAUGUUCAGUAGACAGCACUUAGAGAUAGAGGUAAAUUGUACAGGGAGAAAUCCUGAAAAUGUAUGCCUCUGAUGUUUUACUUAUUUUGUCAUUAGACACGUCCACAUGUACUUUUGUUGGCAACGUGCAGGAAAUCCUCUGUAUAAAAAGGAUGCCUAAAAGGACAACUCCAAAAAUCCAUGAAUCUAGUAGUUAGCGUCUUGUUCAUAGGCAUACUAUCCCUGCUGCUCUUAAUUUACACAACAAUCAAAAAUAUUUGCCUCCUCAAGAGCCACUCUAAGAUGUUUUACAGUCUGAAUAAUUGGCAUCAUCUCAGAGAAUAUGAACAUACUGACAAACAAAGAAAAGAAAAGAAAGAUUCUGUGGAAAAUAAAUUCUUUCACAGUAUCUCCAAAAGCAAAACAAAGGACUUCACCCGAGGCAACAAAUAUCUGUUAGAUGGAAAAAGUUAGGCGUGUAUAUAUUAUUUGCCAUGUGCUUGUCAGCAUCUUGUUCAAUUUUUUGAUAACUGAUUUGACAUUUUUUCCCUUCUUGCAAUGCAAAGAUAACAGUGGAGUUUCUGAAAGCGGUGCAUCGGUGCUGUGUUGUCAGUGAACGUCUAAGCUGUAAGUGGUGUGGUACUGUUUGCUACUGCAUACGGCAUACAGUGUGGGAUUUUUUUUGGAAUUCACUUUUAGCACACAAACUGUUCUCUCUGUGCUGUCAUCAUCUUGUAUACUAUUAAUGUACAUGAGUUGAUACCAAAGCAAAAAGACAUUUUAAUAUUUUGGAGGGAUGCUGUUCAAUAAAUUUUCUAAAUCGAAA